This is a messenger RNA of Paralichthys olivaceus (Japanese flounder), 5646 nucleotides long. RefSeq names its product slingshot protein phosphatase 2b (gene ssh2b). The record is from RefSeq and is a predicted model, not a curated record. Gene Ontology annotation, cellular component: cytoplasm. Lineage: Eukaryota; Metazoa; Chordata; Actinopteri; Pleuronectiformes; Paralichthyidae. Gene Ontology annotation, molecular function: protein tyrosine/serine/threonine phosphatase activity; actin binding. Gene Ontology annotation, biological process: protein dephosphorylation; negative regulation of actin filament polymerization; actin cytoskeleton organization.
UUAAUUUAUGCCGAUAGAUCUCUUUCCCCUAAAUCUUACACACUGAACCUUUAAGUAAAACCCAACAGCGCCUCUUUAAGUUCUCUGGCCGUGAGUGGCUGCUUGUUUGACCACAGAUGUCAUCAUUUAUUCAUCUGUCAAUGCACUUCAUCAUUUCUCGUUGUGAUUGUUUGUGUCCAGCACUCUCAGGGUUAAUCGGGGUUGACGAGCUCCGGGUUCUUGCGCAUGCGCGGAAGGCGCGGACAGAGGACCCAGCCGGGGGGAGUCGUCAAACAGCCACCGACCGGAGAGAGGAAGAGGCAGCGAGGGGACAGACGAGCAGCGGGUCCGGCGGGUGUUUCCUCCUCCUCUCGACCAUUAUGCUCGUCUCGCCGGUGUCGCUUUCUCUCAGGUGUCCGCUUCCCCGUCGCUGAAUGGCGCUGGUUACCGUGCAGCGUUCACCGACCCCCAGCACCAGCUCCAGCCCCUGCGUCUCGGAGUCGGGGAGUGGGGAGGAUGACCGCCGCUCUCAGCCAAGGAGCAUCAGUGAAAGUUUCCUGACAGUUAAAGGAGCUGCUCUUUUCUUACCUCGAGGAAAUGGCUCCUCUUCUUCUUCUGCCUCUCGUUUUUCACAGCUACGCAGCAAACAUGCAGGAGAUAUCCAGCAGCACCUGCAAACCAUGUUCACUCUCCUCAGACCAGAGGACAACAUCAAACUGGCGGUUCGAUUGGAGAGUGUCCACUCUACCAUCACCCGCUACAUGGUGGUGGUCUCAACCAAUGGUCGUCAGGACACGGAGGAGAGUGUGGUGCUGGGAAUGGACUUCAGUCCGGUAGAUAGCUCAUGUUCUGUUGGGCUGGUUUUGCCCUUAUGGAGUGACACGUUGAUACAUCUGGAUGGAGAUGGGGGCUUCAGUGUGUCAACUGAUAGCAGAGUGCUUGUCUUCAAGCCUGUUUCUGUGCAAGCCAUGUGGUCGGCCCUCCAGUCACUCCAUAAAGCGUGUGAGGUGGCUCGUUGUCAUAACUACUUCCCCGGCAGCCUGUUCCUCACCUGGGUCAGCUACUAUCAAAGCAGGGUCUCCUCCGACCAGGCACGCAUCAAUGAGUGGAACACCAUGCAGGAUCUGAUGUCUCACCGUGCAGACUCACCCGUCCUCUUCUCCGAUGCACCUACAGAAAGAGAGCUGACCGAGCGUCAGAUCAAAACCAGUCUGAGAGAAAUCAUGAUGCAGAAAGACCUGGAGAAUGUGACCUGUAAAGAAAUCCGAACAGAGCUGGAAAUGCACAUGACGUGCAACCUUCGAGAGUUCAAAGAGUUCAUUGACAAUGAGAUGAUUGUCAUUCUGGGCCAGAUGGACAGCCCCACAGAGAUCUUCGAUUACGUCUUUUUGGGAUCUGAGUGGAAUGCAUCCAAUUUGGAGGAGUUGCAGAACAGCGGGGUUCAGUACAUCCUGAAUGUAACAAGGGAGAUUGAUAACUUCUUCCCUGGUGUAUUCGAGUACCACAACAUCCGCGUGUAUGACGAGGAGGCCACCGACCUGCUCGCCUAUUGGAAUGACACCUACAAGUUUAUAACUAGAGCCAAGAAAGCUGGGUCCAAGUGUCUGGUGCACUGUAAAAUGGGUAUAAGUCGCUCUGCUGCCACUGUGAUCGCAUACGCCAUGAAGGAGUUUGGAUGGGAUUUGAAGAAGGCCUUUGAUUAUGUCAAGGAGCGUCGAGCUGUGACCAAACCAAACCCCUCUUUUAUGAGACAGCUGGAGGAGUAUCAGGGCAUACUGCUGGCCAGCAGGCAGAGGCACAACAAACUGUGGCGUUCUCACUCUGACAGCGACUUGUCCGAGCACCACGAGCCACUAUCUAAAUCUUUAGCUCAGCCGCACAGCUUGGGUCGCUCUGACCCCCAUAACCAGUCCAGCAGCGCGCCUGGUCCCUCUGUGAAAGAACUGCUGGAAUCAUUGGCAACUUCAGCCAGCGCUGGCAAAGCAGCACACUCCACUAGCCAGCCUGAUACUGGCAUCAAGUCCAAUCAGCUCAGCUCUUCAUCCUUUGAGGGGGUGGCAGCUCUAUCAGGCGAUGCUGUCCCUCGCAGCCUGGAGACUCCUCGUUUUGCUGUAGCUCAGAGCAGCCAGCUGGAUCCGCCCCCUCCUGAAUCCUCAGCUGACUCUGUUUCUCCGUUAUCUCCUCCGCUGUUCAAUGGCUUAUGUGACGCUGAGGAGCAACCGUCAUCACCUCCUUUAUCCCAGCCAAGGGCCGCCACUGUGGUGCCUGAUCCUCAAAAGACAGAUAUAGCGACUGUUGCACAAAGUGUUUCGGUGGGCCAGCCUCACCCGCCUCCCUCUCUUCACCACCUCCCUCUCCCCCCUGCUCCGCCCCCAACUCCAGCCUGCACGGACAAGGUUAUCAGACCGCAGGUGUCGUCCUGCCCUCAGCCUGUGACAAUACCGAUGCCAGUGUCAGUGCCUGAGCCCAUGGCAACACAAACACCAAGCACACUCUCCGCCGGACCCCAGAGUCUGUCUGUACCUGUGCCUGUCAAAAAUCCAGACUGUGAUCAGCAGCUGUGUGGCUCGUCUUUGGACGGUUCAGCAGCUCAUCCUCCCUCCACUAGUGAUCUUAUCAUCUAUCCCAGUGCCAUUCCACAGGACGGUGAAGUGUUGGUCGGCCACAGUGCGGAUCACAUCAACUUUUUCAGUGCCAGGGAAAAGUUCAAGGGGAUGAGUCAAGAUGGUAAAACUCCUUGUGCUGCAGUGCAGCAGUCGUCCCAGGUGAAGAGUUGUGCCAAGGACCAGCAACCACAGCCUGAGGGGGGCGCCACUGAGGAGGAGAAAGGAAAGGAAUUGAUUGUUCCUGUGCAGGCCACAGGACUAAAUCCCACAGUGCAAACAGAGACUUCGUCUAUCGGACCUCAACCACAGCCUGAGGGCCCUCAGGACCAGGAGGUGAGGACGUCUAUGCAGGAACUGGAGGAUAGAAAUGAUUCAUCGCAGAAGGAGGCUGAGAAUGUAAAAGAGGAAGGGAAGAACAAAGAAGAGGAGGAGGCGGAUCCUGCUCGACUCUACAGCGACUGGACGAGGGGCUCCGUGCGGCGCGUCACACGACAGCUGGAGCAAAGAAUGAAACAGGAGCAUGAGACUCCAACAACCUCCUCGUCGCCAUCAUCCCUCUCUGGUGGCACAUCCAGUUCGCAGCGGCGUGCGCCCAGCAUCCAUCCUGCAGCUGCGACUCAUUCGCAGGAUGCGUCUGCUUGCUCACAGGUGUCAGUAGUUAGCACUGUGCAGGAUGAGCAGGAGGAGGAUGAUGGGAAGUUUGGACCAGCUAAAAGGGAGGGUGAUGAUGUAGCACAAGGAAACAAUGACAGAAGCACAAAAGGACACAAACUCCAGCCUGCUGAUGGUAGAUUGCUCUCUACCUCUUAUCCCUUCAAUCACUUUGCCCACUCUCCCUUUGCCUCUGUGAACUUUCUGUGUCUGGAGGGCGUGACGGAGCUCGAGUCAGGCACAGACUGGGACUGCUCCACAGAGGGACCCCACAGUGACAUUAUCAUGAGGGAGACAUGGGAGACUUUGUGUGAGCUGGGUGCCUUUCUGCAGCAGGUGAGCAUGGCCGGAGCCUACAAGACCAGUUGUGUGGACCAGUUUUUCGGCUUAAGUGCUGGAUCCACUCAGAAGCGAAGUAGCAGCAUCCAGAAGAGGGUCAGAGAGGUGGAGGCCAGGAUUCGCCAGGCGGGGCUGACCCCUCCCUCCCUGAUGAAGCGUUCAGCCUCUCUGGCCAAACUGGGCUGCCUGGAGCUGCUCGCCAACGACCUGAGCGAGUGGGAGCUCAGCCGCUCCUCUGCUUCUGUGCCGUCAGAACAACCUCCAGUUCACACGAGCGAUGAGUCAAAGAAGCAGCGGGUGCACAACUCUCCUUCCGAGGCCGACCAGCAGCCAGAGGUCCUCGAAGUUGACGUGGAGAGGCUUUCUGAAGCUGGAGAAACCUCAACAGGAAUCCCUCCACCGUCAUAUCAGAGUCAGCAGAGAGGGGACGUCGACAACAUGAGCCCCGAUUCUCUGCAUUCGCUUGCGCUGCCGCUCAUUACCGCAAGGCAGCAAUAUGGAAGGACUCACCCCCUGAGGCGGCUCAAGAAAAGAACUGUUAGCACCAUUUAUCACACCAUGUAACCCUCACUGUGUGUGUGUGUGUGUAUGUUUGUGUGUGUGUGAGAGAGAGAGAGACAGAGAUAAUGUGCACCUGUGAGAGAUGGAGAUUUAGUGUAUAUGUUGGAUCUAUUCAGCAAAACAAACCAAUGCCUCUUGCCUUAAAGGAUAUGUUUAAUAGUUUCUGUAUGUUUUUCUUGCAGAUCCACAACGAGCCUCUGUGAGAUAUUUGUUUCGGUGGAAGGGCAGCGGCGAGGCUAUGAAGGUUCUGAUUAAGUCAAAUAAAAAGUCAAAUUGGAAAAUUGAAAACUGCAAAAUCAAUAAGCCUGAGCCUGCAACAUUUCAACAUGUCAACAUUUUGAUAUUUACUGCAUUGCUGUAGGUUGACUGAAACGUUCAGCCUGAUGUUAGGUGGAAUGUAGCCUAUGUUUUUCUCUUCUUGUGCUCUCAUCUCUCUUCAUCAGCAUUUUACCAGUUGUGCUGCGUAGUUAAAGACACGGCUGUCCUUCUGGUGCAGUGUGACCAUAAAUGAAUCUGCCCAUCAUCAACUCAACACUUACACAAACUUAAAAAAAGAUCAUUUAAAUGUAAACUUUGGCUCAUUUGGCCAAAAUACACAGUCAAAGUAUAUUAUUAAAUUAUAUUCUGCCGUACUUUAAUGCAUGAAUUGUGCUGACAGCAGCAUUUCUAAACUCCCGCGCUCAAGUGGAACCGCGGACGCUAUAGAUUAGUGUUUAAUCCCCAAAGAAAGUUGUUUCCAGACCUGGUGACGGAGAGAGUAGUUAUUUGCAAAGAGAAAGAGGCAAGCUGUUUAUUUAACGUUUGUUUUGACGACACGAUACCUCAGUACGUCUGAACCAAAUCUGACCUGCACAAACGUCAGGCUCCGGAUUUCCUGGAAUGUCUGUCUCAAUCAGAAACAAUUAGAAUUUCACUACUUGACAAACUGACGUAAACUUGUCUCUCUCGUGUCCUCUGAUGCCACUCAGACUAGAUGUUUGUUUUUCGUACGUAUUGCUGUGUGUGAGAAAGCCUAGGUUAGGGGAUUGGGUUUUCUCCUUUGUUCUCUUUAAGAAGUAAAGGUCUUUAUCGUGAGUUUUGACAUUUAAGGAACUGUACAUGUUUUUAUAUCUGGACUGUGUCUGUGUGUGAGUGCGACCGUGUAGCACAACUUUUACCAUGUAGGUGUGUACAUUUUGUUUUUAAUCAUGGAUCGUAAUCUCCUUUGUACAUGUUAAAGGAGUGUGCCUGUGACUGGCAAGUGAAGCUUCUCUGCAGUCUAUCAGAAAUGUCUGUACAGAGACGACUGUCAUACAUGCACUUUACUCCCUUUUUCUUUUUAAAUGUGGCUUAAUUUUAAAUGUUUUUUUCAUGCUUAGAUUGUAGAAGCUGUUGGGUAUGUGUGUGUGUGUGCGUGUGUGUGUGUGCGUGUGUGUAUUGUCAAAAACCUUUUUUCUUUAUUUUAAACUAUCAGUGUAAAUAUUCUUUUAUAUCAUGUGCUUCAACUGUGACCAUUAAACAAUGGAAAUGA